AUGGGGUCGAAUGACCUAGGAAAGGGUGUAACUCUCAGUCAGCUCUCUCAUUAUGGUGCACUCUACUUGGUCGAAUUUAAGGCUGGUCGUAGUGACCUUUUUUAUGUCGCAGAUGGUAGCAAUAUGACGUUCAAGUGUGGUGAUCUAGUCAUGGUUGAAGCAGAUCGUGGAAAGGACUUAGGGAAGAUCACGAACGAUUCAAUCACACCAUCACAAAUACAAGCUUUGCAAAAGGAGCAAACAGAGGCUGCAGCCAUGGGUGCUCAACAAGAGGGGCAACGUACUUCAAAAGAACUUCAUCCAAAACGUAUCUUUCGCCCAGCUCUUCCUUCCGAAAUUGCACAGCUUGCAAACAAGAAUCAAGAUGAAAUCAAGGCCAUGUUGGUGUGCCAAAAUAGAGUUCGCCAGAAGAAGUUACCGAUGGAAGUUGUUGACGCUGAGUAUCAAUGGGAUCGCCGCAAGUUGACUUUCUACUUCCGUGCAGAGCAUCGUAUCGAUUUUCGAGAGUUGGUUCGCGACUUGUUUAAAAUCUAUAAGACGCGUAUUUGGAUGUAUGCUGUGAGCCCUUCGAAGGCUACAUUAAACAACCGGGAUGUUGGUAUGCAAAUGAGUACUCCUCAUACCCAGACCUCGCCCCUAGUCUCAUCCUCACCUCCACAAUCUCUCCAAUCGAUUCAACGUCAAAAUCAUUCAAUAUCUCUGACGUCAACACAUCCACAUGGUCAUAAUCCACAUCAGCAGCAAUAUCCGCAUCAUCAUCCUGCUCAGUAUCACCAACUUCAAGCUCAGGAUCAGAUGCUUCAGAUGCAAUCCCACUAUUUUUCAGCGCCUCCUCAACAGAUGUUUUAUCAUGGUUUCCAAAAUGAUCGCCCAUUAUUAGAUGAUGGAUCAUCGCAUCUCCCCUUAUAUGACCCAACCUAUCCACUACAGUCCCCUCAUCCUUUGAUGUGA
This is a messenger RNA of Lobosporangium transversale, 951 nucleotides long. RefSeq names its product PSP1 C-terminal conserved region-domain-containing protein. The transcript has 2 exons. Gene Ontology annotation, cellular component: cytoplasm. The coding region runs from base 1 to 951 and encodes 316 amino acids. The record is from RefSeq and is a predicted model, not a curated record. NCBI's taxonomy places the organism in Eukaryota, Fungi, Mortierellomycota, Mortierellomycetes, Mortierellales, Mortierellaceae.